UUUAGAAUAACAUUAUAACAUCAUACCGCUUCAAACUAUCAAAGUGUAUUCAUUUCGGUUAGGUUCAUUUGUCUAAAAAAAAUAUAAAACAUGACUUGCAGAUUAAUGUUUCUUUUGCUUUUCUAUUUUCUGUAUUGCACCAUUGCAGAAGAAACAAACAUUUAUCGUAUGAAAUUAAUUAGACGAAAAUCUCCAUUGCAAAUGCUAAUUAAAGAUCCUCAUUAUAUGAGAAAAUUAAAUAUUCAAAAAAUACCUCCAACUAAUGAGAAUAUCACACUAUUUAAGUAUAUGGACAGUGAAUACUACGCGGAAAUAUUAGUGGGCAAACCUGGACAGAAAUUUUCAGUGAUUUUUGAUACAACGUGGAGCGACAUGUGGUUACCAUCAAAAUUAUGUUCAGAUAUAAUAUAUCCAAUCUGUGGUAAGAAGAAUAGAUAUGAUCCAGAUAUUUCAUCAACGCACAAAUUUAUAGAUCCAACACCGUUCAAUGUAGAUGGAUUAGUUGGGAAUUUAACAUGUGACACAAUAAGAUUGGGACAUUUAAACGUUACUGAUUUGAUAUUUGCUGAAAUCAUUGGGAUACAAAACUUAACGCAAUAUCAAUUCAUGCACGCCGAUGGAGUAAUUGGUUUAGGAUACAACACCAUGGCUAGAACGACGAACAAUACAUUUUUUUAUAAGUUACUGGAUGAUAAAAAAAUUAUAAAACCAAUUUUUUCAGUGUAUAUGAACCGAGAUGAGACAACUACAAAAGGAGGAACAAUAUUUCUUGGUGGUGUUGAACCAAAACAUAUCAAAGGUGAAACAACCUAUGUCCCUGUAGUGCAAAAAAAUUAUUGGCAAAUUGAAAUGAAUCAGUUUUCAGUGUUGAUAAACAAAACAUAUGCAAAGACAUUUUGUGAUCAAGGAUGCCAAGUAAUAUUGGAUACGAGUUCUAACCAAAUUGGAGUACCCACCAAUUACGUAGCUGCUAUAAAUUAUCUAGUUAAAGCCACUUUAUAUCUAUACAACAGAUAUGAGGUAAAUUGUUCAUUAGUGAAUAAGUUGCCAAAAAUCACUAUCAACAUAGGUUCUCGAGAUUUUCAUCUUAGUGGAAGACAUUACAUUCAAAAAUUUUUAAAAAUUUUAAACAUGUUUAGAUGGAUAAUGGACAAAAUGGAACGAUUUGCAUAACAGCGUUUUGUGAUUCAGGAUUGGGCGAUGGACUUUGGUCAUUAGGAGGUGGAUUUUUGUCCAGCGUUUACACUACAUUUGAUUUGGAAAACAAUAGAAUUGGAAUUGCAAAUUUAAAAUAGAAAUAAUAUAAUUUUCAAAUAUAAAACUUUCAUUAAUGUUAGUUAUAAGUAACUAUGUGAAUUCUUUUUUUUUGUUUAUUAUGUUGAAUAUCUAAUGACAAGUUCUUAGUUGUUGAGUCUCCGUAAUCUUUCCGAUAUUAAAAUAAAUAAAUAAAUAUUAAUAGCGAGAUAAAAAUUCUACUAUAUUAUUUAGAUUAUAUUAAACUAUUAAGAUAUUA
Molecule: messenger RNA, 1513 nt
Organism: Aphis gossypii (cotton aphid)
Lineage: Eukaryota; Metazoa; Arthropoda; Insecta; Hemiptera; Aphididae
Product: lysosomal aspartic protease-like
Exons: 9
Coding region: 91-1173 (360 amino acids)
Biological process (GO): proteolysis; cell death
Cellular component (GO): lysosome
Molecular function (GO): aspartic-type endopeptidase activity
Source: RefSeq, a predicted model, not a curated record